UAGCAGUUUUAUUUAAUUAUGAAAGCUCGGAUCACGGCACACAUGGCGCCAGGCGUGGAUACGCUUCUGCGAACAUCCACACAACACCAGCUGGUGAUCCUCCGACCACCCUUAGAGGGGCGCAGAGAGUCGGGAGUCUAAAGUACACCCUGAGACAACCACGUAAACGGGGUGUUGAACUUCCAAGAUGCCAAUUACUCUAGCCCAGUCUUCGCAAAUUGGGAGGAACCUGAGGAAAACCCGCGCUGAUGAGCACAUGCAAGCUAGACACAGCACAUGUGCCAGCCCGACAUCAAACCCAGGACCCAGGCGAGUGGCCCGGCUGCCACCGUGCAAGCCGGUAGGUAGCGGCGCUGUGUGAUUCAGCGCUGCGUCCGCCGAUGUCACGGGACUCGGGCUAAACCGUCCACCGAGAGGCGCUCACCGCGCCGGUGUUGAUCUCGCCGGUGCGCCGUCGCGGUUGGCGGCGGACUCGGCCAGAGACUGGGAGGAGGAGGAGGAGACGAGGAGAGGAGAGGAGGGGUUGGCGGCUUCACACAGCCGUCUGGGGGUGGGGCGUGGAAAAGGCAGAGCUGACUUCCUCAACAGUUCGCGCUUGGGGAGCUUUGCUCAUCCGUGCCUACACCGAGAAGGGGCGGCGAAUUUUUUUUUCCCUCCCUUCCUUUUCUCUCAGUCGCUCCCUUCUUCCCCAACAUGGCUGCUCUCUCAGCCUGGUUCUGGAACGAACGGUUCUGGCUUCCACACAAUGUGACCUGGGCAGACCUGGCGGACCCCGAGCCCGGAGUGGAGUACCCCAAAGCCGGACAUGUGCUGUCUGCCUUACCGCUGGCCUUGGGGAUCUUCGCGGUCAGGCUGUUGUUUGAGAGGUUUGUGGCCCGCCCGUGCGCCUACCUCCUGAGGAUACAGGCAGAGAUCACCAGGAGAGCUCAGCCCAACGCCAUUCUAGAAAAAGUGUUUACAUCUAUAACAAAGUAUCCUGACGCCCGGAGGCUGGAUGGCCUCUCCAAACAGCUGGACUGGGAUGUGCGAAGGAUCCAGCGCUGGUUUCGGCACCGGCGCAACCAGGACAAGCCCAGCACCCUCACCAAAUUCUGCGAGAGCAUGUGGAGGUUUACAUUUUACUUGUACAUAUUUACCUACGGGAUUCGAUUCCUUUGGCAGUCUCCCUGGCUGUGGGACACGAGGCAAUGUUGGUACAAUUACCCCUAUCAGGCACUUUCUCCAGGACUGUACUAUUACUACGUGACAGAGCUGGCCUUCUACUGGUCCCUCAUGUUCUCUCAGUUCACAGACAUCAAGAGGAAGGAUUUCCUCAUCAUGUUCAUUCACCACUUGGCCACCAUCAGUCUCAUCAGCUUCUCAUACGUGAACAACAUGCUGCGCGUGGGCACGCUGGUCAUGUGUGUGCACGACUCCUCGGACUUCCUGUUAGAGGCAGCCAAGUUGGCAAAUUAUGCCAAGUACCAGCGCCUGUGUGACUCACUGUUCGCGCUGUUUGGGGCCGUCUUCAUGGGCACGAGGCUCAUAAUUUACCCUCUCUGGGUGCUGAACACCACCAUGUUUGAGAGCUGGGAGAUCAUCGGGCCCUACCCCUCCUGGUGGCUCUUCAACAUCCUGCUGCUGGUGCUGCAGGUGCUGCACGUCAUCUGGUCCUACCUCAUCAUGCGCAUUGCCUUCAAGGCCAUGGUCCGCGGCAAGGUGUCCAAGGACGACCGUAGCGACAUCGAAAGCAGCUCGGAGGAGGAGACCGACACGCCCCCGCCGGCCUCCCGCAGUGCCCCCCCGGCCAAAGGGGAGAACGGAACGAAUGGACACUUGGCCGCAGGGGCAUGGCAGCAGGACCACUAAGGGAUGGCGGAGGGAGGGGGCGAGGUGCGCGCACGCACAACGAGCGUGGGUGCACCCUGAGAAUGAGUCCCCUCCAGCCACGAGCCCCCCCCCCCGCUGCUCCUCCCCACCUCCAUCACCCCUUUUCCCUGGACACUAAGCCCCCUGGAGGACUGAAAAGACGAGCAGAGCCGCGUCUCCAAGGGGGAGACAGGUGGACACUGAAGUGACAAUCGCAGUGAAGACCAAAAAAUAAAACAAAGCAAAACCACAGAAAAAUCAAGUGACGUUGCUCCGUUCGCUGGGGACGACGACACCCCGGGCCACCCACUGGGGCUUGUUAGAAGACGGGAUUCCCAAUCCUCAUUGUGUUUUAAUGUUGUGUACUUGAGUUUGUUGUUUUUUUAUUGUUUUAUUAAUUUUUAUUUGGAGACCAAAUUGAAAGCUAAUAUUAAAAGGUUCUUUGAUUGUUGUCAA
Lepisosteus oculatus (spotted gar) is the source of this 2304-nucleotide messenger RNA. RefSeq names its product ceramide synthase 5 (gene cers5). Gene Ontology annotation, biological process: ceramide biosynthetic process. Lineage: Eukaryota; Metazoa; Chordata; Actinopteri; Semionotiformes; Lepisosteidae. Gene Ontology annotation, molecular function: sphingosine N-acyltransferase activity; DNA binding. The record is from RefSeq and is a predicted model, not a curated record. Gene Ontology annotation, cellular component: membrane.